This is a messenger RNA of Adineta steineri, 1722 nucleotides long. Lineage: Eukaryota; Metazoa; Rotifera; Eurotatoria; Adinetida; Adinetidae. The record is from the annotation of a GenBank genome assembly.
AUGGCACCAAAACCAGUCAAUGUACGUGUGAUUACGAUGGAUGCGGAACUUGAGUUUGCUAUUCAACCGAAUACCACUGGCAAACAAUUAUUUGAUCAAGUUGUUAAAACUAUUGGUCUUCGUGAGAUAUGGUUUUUUGGUUUAUUAUAUACAGAUUCAAAAGAUUUUCCCUGUUGGCUUAAACUUAAUAAAAAAGUUCUUAGUCAAGAUUUAAAAAAAAGUACCACAAAACCAUUAGCAUUUAAAUUUCGUGCUCGAUUUUUUCCCGAAGAAGUAUCCGAAGAACUUAUUCAAGAAAUUACUCAAAAACUUUUUUUUCUUCAAAUUAAAGAAUCAAUUCUUACUGAUGAAAUCUAUUGUCCACCUGAAACAUGUGUUCUACUUGCUUCUUAUGCUAUGCAAGCUAAACAUGGAGAUUAUAGUCAAGAUAUACAUCGUCCUGGAUCAUUACUUCAAGAACGUCUUUUACCUAGACGUGUUAUGGAACAAUAUCAAUUAUCAGCUGAAGAAUGGGAAAAACGUGUUGUAACUUGGUGGAAAGAACAUAAUGGAAUAUUAAAAGAAGAAGCAAUGCUUGAAUAUCUUAAAAUUGCUCAAGAUCUUGAAAUGUACGGUGUAAAUUAUUUUGAUAUUCGUAAUAAAAAAGGAACUGAACUUUAUCUUGGUGUCGAUGCACUUGGCCUUAACAUUUAUGAUAAACAAGACAAAUUAACACCAAAAAUUGGUUUUCCAUGGAGUGAAAUACGAAAUGUAUCUUUUAGUGAUAAAAAAUUUGUUAUCAAACCUAUGGAUAAAAAAUCUCCAGAUUUUGUUUUUUUUGCACAAAGACUUCGUAUAAAUCGACGAAUUUUAUCAUUAUGUAUGGGUAAUCAUGAAUUAUAUAUGCGUCGUCGAAAAACUGAUUCGAUUGAAGUACAACAAAUGAAAGCUCAAGCACAUGAAGAAAAAUUAAUGCGUCUUCAAGAACGAGAACGAAUUCAAGCGGAAGUUGAACGUCGUAAACUAGCCGAACAAGAUCGUGAAGUUAUGCAAAAACGUAUGAAUGAUCUUGAAAGAAGUGCGGAUGCUGCUAGACAAGCUCUUGAAGAUCAAAAUCGAAUGACAAAAGAUUUAGAAGAUAAACGUCGACAAGCUGAAGAAGCACAAUUUCGUUUACAACAAGAACGAGAUGAUGCCGAAAGAGAACAUGAAAGAAUGAUGGAGAGAAUUAAUUAUGAACAAGGAGAAAAAGAUAAAAUUGUUCAAGAAAUUGAAAAAACUCGUAUUUUAGCUGAUAAAAAAGCUCAAGAAGCUCAACAAAAAGAAUAUGAAGCACGUCAACUUGAACAAGAAUUACGAGAAGCAAAUAAAAAAGUUCACGAAGCUCAAGAAAGUAAUAAUAAUCAUUACAUCGAUAGUCAUCCGAUGGAUGUUGAAGAAAGUGAUGAUGAAGAAAACAGUACAACAGGCCGUUUUGGACAAGGCGUGGAAUUGAAAACAGAUGAACAUGCAUCACGUCAUGAAGAAAAUCGUACAACUGCAACAACACGAGAUCAAAAUAUGAAACAAAAACUUGAAGCAGAACGAAGACAUCUUGGACAACGACAACAAAAAGAAGAGACGCGUGAAGAUAAAAUCUAUCGAGAGAAUACUAUUGAUAAAGGUAUUGAUAAAUAUAGAACAUUGAAAAAAAUACGUGAAGGAACUGUUAAACGACGUAUUGAUGAAUUUGAAGCUAUGUGA